GAAUAUCGAUACAUACCGGCAACUGAUGACGGAAUUCGACGCUUUUAACACUGCCAAUACUACACUCGGAUGUUUACUGACUUAACAUCGAUCACAAGCACUUGCAAUAACAGUGAUUUUUUAUUUUUCCGACCAAAUCUUUCCCCUUACUCCCUAAUCUCUGCUGGUAUUCUUCACACGUGUUACGUAAGCCUUUCUAGAGUUCAUCCUAACCUAUGAUUUCACUGUGUACACAAAUGCAAUGAGUUAAAAGUCUAGAUAAUAUACUAUGCACAGGAUAUGAACGCCGACGGUAAUUCCGUAGCUAUUGGUUUGGUGGAAUAUCCGGCAUAUGGAUCCUAUGCGGAGUGCAUGACGAGGGCUUUUUUUGCUGGUUUAUCGACAUUCACUAUAGUAUUUUCCGGGACUUUUUUCGGACAGCGACUUUUGAAGAAGAACACCGUGUUCUCUUCCAAAAAAAGAACCAUCCUUGCUUCUACUUUAGUCGCAUCUGUAGCCUCCUACUACGUUGCCUCAAAGCGUGUAACUCUUUGCAGAAAAUCUUGGACUAAAAAUGGCAAAGAUUAA
Diprion similis is the source of this 567-nucleotide messenger RNA. RefSeq lists its product as uncharacterized. The transcript is spliced from 2 exons. NCBI's taxonomy places the organism in Eukaryota, Metazoa, Arthropoda, Insecta, Hymenoptera, Diprionidae. The coding region runs from base 280 to 567 and encodes 95 amino acids. The record is from RefSeq and is a predicted model, not a curated record.